AUGGAGGGUGCAAUUUUUCCCAUACGUGAAAAAAAGAAAAAUUUUGAUUAUUGUGCAGUGAGAGAUUGUAACAGUAAAGCAAGUAAAAAUUUAGAGCUUUGUUUCCACAUAUUUCCAAAGCCGAAUGAACGCGUCGUUAACAUAACAAAUUCAAAAAACACAGCAGUUCCUUCCUGCAAUUUGCCAGGAACAAAUAAAAAAAAGAUAGAAACAAACCAAGCAAGAUUGGAAAGAAGGUUAAAGAGAAGCACAGCAACAGCAUCAUCGUCAUCAUCAUUAUUAACAUCAACAACAAAUGAAUCAGUGAUAGAUCAACCAUCUUCUGAAAUAAAUUCAGUGAAAGUAAAUAUAGACAUACAUGAAGAUAAUGAAAAUGAAAUUAAUAAUGAAUAUCAAAACAGAGAAAAUAACGAAGAAGUGAAAAUACAAUCAUGUAUAACAAAAAAUUUUCCUGCUCCUUCAUUUAAAGAUGUUGAAGUGCAAGUGAAUGUGAUAGAUAUUCAAAAACCAAAGUUUUGUGAUAGUAUAACAACUGACAGUGAAUUAAGCACUGCAACAGGUAUAGAAUCUUUUCAAGUGCUUAAUACAAUUGUAAAAAUAGUAGCUCAUGUCAAAGAUGAUAAAGAAAGAAACAUGAAAUUGACUUUAAAAGAAAGAGUAAUCAUGACAUUUAUUAAAUUAAAACAAAAUUUAUCAUACAGUUUCCUAGCAUUAAUAUUUAAAUGUUACUCAGCAAAACAUUGCCAAUGUAUAUUUUAUAACACUGUGAAGAUGUUAAGCACUUGUUUAAAAGCAGCAAUACCAUGGCCAUCAAGAGAGGAGAUACGCAGAAACAUUCCUGAGUGUUUUGAAUCUUUUGAGAAUGUUCGAGUUGUUUUGGACUGUACUGAAGUGUUUAUUCAAAGACCUGCACAACUUUGUUGCCAGAUUUUAACCUACUCUUACUAUAAAAGUGCACAAACGUGUAAAAUAAUGACCGGUGUUUCACCAGCAGGCAAUAUAACAUUUGUCAGCAAACCUUAUGGAGGACGAGCAACGGAUUCACCAAUAUUUCAGCAAAGUGAUCUGAUUCACUUGCUAGAACGUGGUGAUGCAAUAAUGGUUGAUCGAGGAUUCUUAAUUGAUGAAGUGUGUGAAGUAAAUGGCUGGAAAUGUGUAAGACCUCCGUUUUUAAAAGAUAAAAAACAGUUUAGUAAAGAAGAGUCUAAUUUAACAGCUAAAAUAGCUAAAGCUCGAGUUCACAUUGAAAGAUCCAACUAG
Linepithema humile (Argentine ant) is the source of this 1260-nucleotide messenger RNA. The record is from RefSeq and is a predicted model, not a curated record. NCBI's taxonomy places the organism in Eukaryota, Metazoa, Arthropoda, Insecta, Hymenoptera, Formicidae.